Molecule: messenger RNA, 1899 nt
Organism: Ilyonectria robusta
Lineage: Eukaryota; Fungi; Ascomycota; Sordariomycetes; Hypocreales; Nectriaceae
Product: chromatin remodelling complex Rsc7/Swp82 subunit-domain-containing protein
Exons: 3
Coding region: 1-1899 (632 amino acids)
Cellular component (GO): nucleus
Molecular function (GO): chromatin DNA binding
Source: RefSeq, a predicted model, not a curated record
AUGUACUCCGCCCAGCAAAGCGGCGCUGAUAGUGCGACGAUCAAUCCCGCCGCCCUCAACUCACCUGACCCCCCGCGCCGUGGCCUCAAGCGCAGCCGGACCCCGGAUCUCUACGACUCGCCGCAACCUGGCGAUGACGGUGAUUCGAGACCCCUUCGAAAACGAGGAAGACCGAUGAAGUCGCGAACUUCAGGGGGCAUCUCCGAUGCUCCCGGCCAGGCGCCCGCUGCGAACCUGCCCCAGACAAUCCCCCCUCCCCAGACGCCUCAGUCCCAGAGCACCACGCUGCCCGCGCAGGCUGCCUACACGCCAACCCAGGCGCCACCGAAGACCACACCAACCAAGUCUACCCUGAAGGCUCUCCCGACCGUCCGAGACCAUACGACCGAUCAGCUCAAUUCGACCGGCGAUGAGUACCUCCCGCGUGAGAUUGACGAGUUUGGUGAGAAGAAGGUUAUGGCCAAUGGCACCCUCCAGGGUGGUCGCGAAUACAAAUGCAGGACCUUCUUGGUUCCCAACCGAGGCGACAAGCUCUUCAUGCUCGCCACCGAGUGCGCCAGAGUGCUAGGCUAUCGAGACUCGUAUCUGUUAUUUAACAAGAACAGGUCCUUGUUCAAGAUCAUUGCCAGCCAGGCCGAGAAGGACGACCUUGUCCAGCAGGAGAUCCUUCCGUUUUCUUACCGUUCCAGGCAAAUCGCAAUCGUUACCGCCCGGUCCAUGUUCCGCCAGUUUGGAAGCCGAGUUAUCGUCAACGGCCGCAGAGUCCGGGACGACUACUGGGAAACCAAGGCCCGAAAGCAAGGCUUCACCGAGGCUGAUCUCGCCGGAGAGAAGCGACCCGGCGCCACCAAGGCCAGGGAAGCGGCCGAGGCGGCCCAGAACAGUGUCCUGAUGGCUGGCCCACAUCCAGAAAUCGUCUACAGCAACAACCCUGGACCCUUCCCUGGCCCUCCGCAGCCGCACCUUGUUCAACCAGGUAUGAUCGGACCACCACCUGGAAGCACGACAAGAAUGCCUGGAUUGACUCUUGGAUCAGACCUCAGUGACUCCCGGCCGCGUGACUACUCCGGAAUCCUCAAGACAGGACCCCGCCAGGAGAUUACCGGCCCUGCUUACCAAGACCAGACCCGGCCCUCACCUCUCGGCGAACUGAACGCCCAAGCCCACCACGCCGCCGAGUUCAACCGGACCGUCAACCAGCAGCGGGACAUGCGCAACGACUACAUUCAGGGAAUCUGGCGACGACCCCACGAGCAACCCUCAUCCAACUUGACCCAGCAGCCCGUAGCGUCGAACGAUAGCGCCUCCGUCCCCGCGAGCCGACCGUCGCACUCCCCCCAUACCACGGCGACCGGUAUGUCCCAGUCAGGAAUGGUAUCCUCCCAGAGCCCCCAGAUGAUGAUGACGACGGCGCCAUAUUCUCAGUCCAUUAGCGCCCAAAGCAACCUGACGCAGGCACCCAUGAGAGGUAUGGCCCAGUCUCCGACACAGUCAAAUACCAGACCAACACCAUCCCUCCCAGGCUCGAGCAGCUCCAUUUCUCAGGGCACGCCCAGCUACAACUACCAGUCCGGACAAAGCAUGUGGCCCCAGACCCCUCAGACACCGCAGCAGCACAGCUACGGCAGCUACACCACCCAGGGUCAACAGGCUCACCCGUCGCAGUCGCCCGCUUCCCACCUGCGCCAGCCGAGCUCGGGUCAGAUGCAGCCCAACAUGCAGUUCCCUGGCAUGGCUGGCAUGCCGUACGGCACCGGUCAGAGCAUGUACCCUACAGAUCAAACACCUCGACAGUACAUGCCCCAGAGCGCCCCUGGGGGCCCUGCGGUGACGCAGGCUUGGUCAGGCCAGCACUCGCCAGCACAGCAGUGGUGGACUCCUGGCCAGCAGCCACAAUGA